Messenger RNA from Sporisorium graminicola, 966 nucleotides. RefSeq lists its product as uncharacterized. Gene Ontology annotation, molecular function: RNA cap trimethylguanosine synthase activity. Bases 1 to 966 code for a protein of 321 amino acids. The transcript has a single exon. The record is from RefSeq and is a predicted model, not a curated record. Lineage: Eukaryota; Fungi; Basidiomycota; Ustilaginomycetes; Ustilaginales; Ustilaginaceae. Gene Ontology annotation, biological process: 7-methylguanosine cap hypermethylation; 7-methylguanosine RNA capping. Gene Ontology annotation, cellular component: nucleus.
AUGGCCAAGAAGCGCAAGCGAUCCUCCGUCGCACCCUUUGUCCAACAUCUCGACACCCCCUCCUCCGCCAAAUCCCAUCCCGACAGCAACAGCAAGCACCUCAACCUAGGUGCUUAUCACCCCGACCUCGAUCUUUCCUCCUUCACCCCCACCCAAGUCUCAGAAUACCACUCUCUACUUGCACUAUGCCUGGUUCACCCAUCCACCUUUCCACCCAACAUGCUCAAGUACUGGCGCCAUCGACACUCGCUCUUCUCGCUCUAUUCGGCCGGGUGUCUGCUCGACGAGCAGUCGUGGUACUCUGUCACGCCGGAGAGCGUUGCUUUUCGGAUAGCCAAAAGGUGUGCCAGUGACGGAGUGGUUGUAGACCUUUUUGCGGGGGCGGGAGGCAAUGCUAUCCAGUUCGCCAUGACGUGCAGCAGGGUGAUUGCUGUCGAGCUGGACGAAGUCAAACUGAGGUUGGCUAGAUGGAAUGCGUCGGUGUACGGGGUCGAGGAUAGGAUCACGUUUGUCCACGGUGACAGUGUCGAGCUGCUUCACCGGCUAAAUGAGCGGCGGUCCGACGACUUGAAAGGUGCGCAAAAUCAAGUCUUCUGGAAAGGCUUGACACCUUCCGAUCUAGAUGCAGUACAGGCCGUCUUCCUCUCCCCACCCUGGGGAGGCGUCGACUACACCGCGACCGACCCCACCUACAGCCUCUCCUCCAUCGACCCCAUCGACGGCACACUCCUCUUCUCGCUCGUCCACACCGCUUUCGCCACAAGCAACAUCGCCUACUAUCUCCCGCGCAACACCUCCCUCCCGCAACUCUCCCAUCUCGCCACCUUGCUGGCCGGCCGGCCCCAACCCACCGUCAAAGUCGAAUACAACUACGUCAACUACGGUUCGAAGCUCUCCAGUCUCACCGCCUACUACGGUGCUCUUGCUGAAGAUUGGGACGACGAGACAGACGACUGGCGCUCCUAA